AGAGCCAGGCCGCGCGAUGAAGUAGACGUAACUAAUUUAUUUUUCGAUGAGUACGACUUCUAGUUCUAUCUUAAGAAGUCAAGGUCCAGCCCUUUCUUUAGACAUAAAGAGAAAGAACGUUCUUUACCGUAUUUCUAACAGAGACUGAACACACGUACAGCAGUACGUAGUAUAAUCUUAAUCCCCGCCUAGUACCCUGUUUAAUCCCAAAAAACAAAUGUUUGACACCAUGAGACCUCCCACAGCAUCCCGAUCACCCACCACGACGAGCGAGAUCUUUUUGUACUAAGCAGGACGUCGCGUCGUGUGUUGAAAACACGAUUUUAUUCCCUGGUCAUUUUUGAGACCUGAAGACCGCGAGGAUCAGACACCGAUCUUCACUUCGCCCGUCAUGCCGUCGAUCAGCGUGGAUUCCAUGCGGAUCGACGAGAUCGAGCAGUCGCUGGAAAAGAACCCGACGCAAACGGCGCUGUGGCUGCGAUACGCGAAACACUGGGAGAACACCGACGAGGUCAACGCGCUUGCCGUGUAUAACGAUGCGGUCCGGCGUUGCCCGCACGUGGAACUGUGGCGGCAGUACAUCGAGUACUGCAAGCGGUGCGUCACGGUGAAAGGCGUCGUUGCAGUCAUGCACGCGGCGAUCGACGUGAUAUCCCACGACCACCGAUGCGGGGAUUUUUAUGCAAUGCAAAUUUCCUGUACAUGUACAAAAUGCAUCACAAAUUAUGUCACAACCAACUUGGAGGAUGCCAUUUGUCUUGCUGAAUAGGAUUCAGUGAAAGCUUUGUCAUGCAGAAACCGCAUUUGUACGUCGUGUACGGGAAAUGUGCUGUGGAUAAUUUGUUUCAGGAGUACAUCGCGCUGCUGAAAGCCGUGUGGAACUACCAGUACAAGUACUAUGCAUUGCAAAAGUAUCGUACUAGUAUAAAUCGCAUGACAAAUUUCCUCAGCAUGACAAAUGGAAUUUCUCAUGCUGGUUUGCCGCAAAACAAAGAUUUGUAAUGCAUAACAGCAAUGACUACGAGUGCGAUACUUUUGCAGUGCAUAAGUACCGAGACGAACUGAUUCUAGACGACUACGACCCUGCUUUGUUACUGGGCGACCCAGACGCGGAUGCGGCAAAACUGGCGGAAGAGGAAACGGAACUUGCGAACAAGUGCGGCGGGCACAUCCCGCUCACGCACGACGAGGACGAGUCCAUUAAGUGGAUCGCGAAAAAAGCUCCCUCCGACAGCUACAUAUCGGUCAAGACGAGGCUGUCCCUGGAGCACAUCCGAAGGCUAUCGAGACAGGUACAGCUACUUGGUAUAUUCUAAUGCUGGAUGUAGUUGGGUGUGGACGUUUUUUUAUUUCAGAUUCCCAUUCCAUGUUGGAAGUCGUGGAACUUGUUUUACAUGAACGGAGCAGUUGCUGUUGCAGUCUGCAGAACGUACCAUACGCUUAUGACCGUAGUGGAUGUUGAAGAUACUUCGCCAUCCUUUUUUUAGUUGCGAUACAGCACGACCGCGAUUCUUGCGACCUGUUCUGACUUGAGAGCAUUUUUGACAGGUUGUACUUGUCAUGCAAUUUUUAAUGUCACACGAUCUUGUUGCCAUAUUAAAAUGACUAUCAGGCCUGCACCAGUCCUUCUUCCUGCGUCGACAAGAUUGUGAAAGCUUACGAAACGUUCGAGGACAAGCUGAUCGGGCACAAACAUUCCCUCUCCAACACGAUGGACAGGGAGGGUGUCGUGAAGGAAUUUUACCACAAAAUCACCAACGCGAAAAACGUCUACCAGAAACUCGAAAAACUGUACCAAAACGUCGACACGCUGACCAUCCCCCAACCCGAAGUCUCCGUUUUGUCCAAAACCCCCUCGAAAUCGACGAACCAACUGCUCAAAUGGGCGGAACUACUGUCCAAUUGCGAGCAGAUCGUGCAAUUUGAGCGCGGGAACCCGUUGAAGCUCGAGGUCGCGGAUUACCAAACGCGAGUGAUUUUCCUGUACCAAAACAUGCUUCUAAUCACCUCCUGCUUUGCCGACUUCUGGUACAGCUUCUACCAGUUUCUCUACACCUUUUCUCCGGUGAAAGCCUUGCAGGUUUUGAAAAUCGCCUGCGAGAAACUCCCCAACGAUUUGUUCCUGCGGUUGAGUUACAUCACCAAUUUCGAGGAGCUGAUCUACAAGAAGCACUUCAACGCGACGUUGCUCGGCGAUGUGAUGAACAGCCAAGCAAGCACUUCCGGCUCUUAUCAAAUGCAAAUAUGUCUAGGUCAGGAAGAUUGCUGAGGUUUGUGAUGCUGUGUCUGCUUGACACAGAAGGUGUGCCAUGCAAGGCUUAGCAUCACAGGUUUUGAGACGGUUUUCCAAUGCCUAAUCCGCAUGACAAAUGCCUUCUUUCGGCGACAGGAAAAAGAGCUUCAUCUUUUGCUGUCCAAGCAUGACAGAUUUUUGUGUGGUCUAAGUAUGCAUCACAAGUUCGCAUCCUUACACAAGACCCAGACAUAUUUGCAAUCAAUAGCUCUCUCCAUGAAGCGAUCUUCGACAUUGAGAAUUCGCCGGAAUAUGCGACGCUGUUGAAAGAUAUGGAUUUGGUGCUGCAGAAAACGGCGAAGCAGAAAAAUAAUCCCGACGAUCCGGACAAAAUCGAGUUUGAUUUUGACGAGGAGGAUCCGGAAAUCGAGAUCCCCCACACCUCGAAGUUCCGCCAAGGGAGCAGCAAGGAGCAGAAAUACAAACUCGUUUUCACGUUGUACGAGAAACUUUUGCAAGAGCCGUUCUUCGAGGGGGAGCAGUACGCGCUGGUCAUCAUCCAUUUUUUGAAUUUCAUCCGUCGCCAAGCGGGUCCCGACCAGUGGCGGGAUUAUUUGUUGAAAAAAGUCUUCAUCAACAACCACCAAAAGUUGACCUGGGAAGUGUACGCCAGUCAGGCGUUGGUGGAAUACCACUGCUUCGGGGAGAGGGAUCGCUGUGCGCAGAUUUACAAAAUCGGUAUUAAACAACUUCUUCGUCUUGGUAUUGCUAUUGGAUCAUGACGGCUAGUUCUUCUGUUAUUGAUGCUGAUCAACAUGAGAUUUUGCUUUUAUUUUUGCAGACCUACACUAACGCUGGAAAUUGAUGCAGUUUCGGUUUCCAGCAAAUUAAAACCUCACGAAUUCUUCUAUACAGCCCUAGACCGCUUCCGCACGGUGGAGACUUUUGAGCCGUCUUUAGUUGCGUCCUUCGUCAACUUUCUGAUUUCGGUCAACGAUUUAGCCGCCGCCCGGGACGAACUUACCCUGGCCAUGCAGAAGUGCUACAAACUCCUCCGCGAGAUUCAGCACAAAUCCGACAACCGAAACCAGAAGGACAAGCGGGUCCAAACCGAGAAGCAGAAACUGGGGCAGGGCUUUAAGUUUCUCUUUGAGAAAUUGAUCCGAUUACAGCAGUAUCAAAUGCAAAUAUGUCUGAGUCAGGAAGAUGUCAUGCUGUUUUUGCAUGACGCAGAAGGUCUGGCAUGGAAGCCGUAGCAUCACAGGUUUCGAGAAGGUUUCGCAAUGCCUAAUCCGCAUGACAAAUCCCGCACUUCGGUGACAGGAAGUGGACAUCUUUUGCUGCCUAUGCAUGAGAGAUUUGCGUGUGUUGUGAAAUGCGCAUCACAAGUUCACAUCCUUCCAGACCCUGACAUAUUUGCAGUGCAUAAGCAGUCCUACGGCGACGACCAAGAUUCCUUUACGAAGAUUCUGUAUGCACUGCAAAAGUAACGCACUAGUAUGAAUCGCAUCACAGAUUUGCUCAGCAUGUGCAUGAUAUAAAUUGAGUUUGUAAUGCUGAUUAGCGUAGUAGAGAUGUAGAUCUGUCAUGCAUGAAUGCGAUUCGUACGAGUGCGAUGCUGUUGCAGUGCAUAGUCUGCAGCAAAAAAACCAGUUUCUCCUCGAGUCGGUCCCCGACGUGGCGCUGGUGCAAGCGGAGAGCUUAGUCGGCGACCAUAUUCUGUCUGACGCGCACGAGGACGCGGCGAUCAACGCGUUUUUGAACGACACCCUGACGACCAUGCUGCACGUCAGCGGCGAUCCGACCGACCCGGCAGCUGGUAGGAUUUUUUAUAAGUACUUGUCUUCUGGAUGUGGUCGUUCUUGUUCUUCGCUCUGCCGUGUGUAGAAGUCUCGAAAGAGAGGAAGUAGUUCCUCUGUCUCUAUGUGACAUUGACAUUCUGCAGCUCCAGGAUAUAAAUUUCUAACGUCGAAAAAACAUCACUAUCAGCCUUCGAGGACGAAUUCCAGCAAUUUCAGCAGCAACAGCAGCAGCAACAACAGGGUGGAAAGAAGGGACGGGGGAAGCGGCAAAAGGGAAAGACGUUGUCCCACUACGACAUGCGGGACGCGUUUCACAGCGACAAAAUCAUCCACACCUACCACCUCGACCAGGACUACAACCGACCCAACUUCUUGCGCGCGAACCUGCUCAGCUCCAUACUGCAGCCGGGUGCGAACAGUUUCUUCUCCUGCAGCUCCGUGCUCCCCUUCGCCGAGGCGCAAAGCAGGUAUGUUGUGAUAUACAAUGAAUCACGACUUCCUCUACUGACAAUUAUGAAGACACUAUGUUUAUGCAGCUACGUCGGAGAGCGGCGGCGCCGCCGUGUGAAGAUGGUGCGUGUCAAUGUUUAUAACAACUCAAGAAAAUCAAAUUUUCCUUUAUCCGCCAUAGGUUCAAGUUCCAACACCUGACCCCCAACACCAACAAACUGAACCCAGUCGCGUCGAAGAAUUUUGACAAGUACAAGAAAGCCACCGACGCCCAGGAGGAGAAAGAAAAGGAGAAGGAAAAGCAGGAGCAGCGGAAUAACCGAGGCAGAAACAGGAACAACAAACACAACGACCGCAAUAAUAAUAACCAGGGUGCUGGCGGCGGCGGGCUCCUCACGGUCGGCCAGGUUCGGAGCAAAUCCGGCUCUUUCGCCGAGGACGCAGAAAAUUCGAAGGAGGUUGUUUCGAGCAAGGCCGCCGCGAAGACAACUGCAGCUGGGAAUAAAACCACAGGAAAUAAUCUGCUAAACAAGGAGGGCUCAGCUGCAUCCGGCGCGGAAGGUGAACAGGAUCAGGAUCAGAUUGCGCUGAUGGUGAAGCAACGCAUGUUGGCACAGUUUGAGGACAGCGAUGACGACUUGAUGCAGGGAAUCAACUUUCGGGACGAGGAAGUAGACGUAAACACCGCCACGAAGAAAAAGCCCGCUGCGGCCCCGAAAAACCGCGUAACCCGACCGGACACGGCGCGGAUGCACGCGUUUAACCCCAUGAACGCGGUGCAGAUUGCUUCGGCGGGACAGAACCUGGGCCAAGUGUCGAACAUUUUGCCGAAGGUCUUGCUGGACCUCCAGCAAAUGCUACCGAAGCACAAGGUUUGUCAUUCUCUACUUGCUUUUUAGUUUUUUAUUCAUUCUGCGUUUGCGUAUACGCUUUUGCUUAUGCUAGAAGAUGCCUCUUGGUCUUGAAGGUGGUAGAUUUAUUGGAGAGUGAGUAGAUGAAGUACAAGACACAGUCGCAGAUUGACUAUAUACUUUUUUUUGUUCCUGCUCGACAAAAACCCGCUUUUUUUCCUAUCGCGACCCACAUACUAUCAAAAAGAAAUGUCCUCCACACCUAACCUCACAGCAGGUGCUGAAGGGAUCAGCCCCGGACGUGGACUACAUCAUGAGCGUACUGCAGACGGUUGAGGUUCCCGAGCUUCCCCUCGACCAGUUCUGCAAGGCGCAACCGGACCCGGGCAGCGGGUUGGGCGGCCGAAGCAAGGACGCCGGGUUUAUGGGCGGCCUCGGCGGCGGCUUGUUCGGCGGCGCGGGCGCGCGGGUCACGUCCCUGGACGAAAACACCGGGAUGAUGCACGCCGUCGGUGGCUCCGUACACAACUUUUUGAUCGAAGGCGCGGUGGAUGAAAGCAGGUUGGAUUUGAUCUUGAUUUCGCAGCUGUUUUAUAUUUUCUUCUACUGGAUAUAGAUGCUCAUGGUGUAGUCUGUAGUCGCAGCUGCAUGCAGCUCCAUGACAUGUUGACACAUGUGUGGCGCUUGUGCUUUCACGAAGAUUUCUGCAUGGUGUAAAACAAUAGACCCGGCGGCGUGGUCCCAAUCGCUCAUGUAUUGAUAUGGUCAACAUAUGAACACCAGGUACCGAAUACGCGGGGCCGGCACGGGGCAAUCCGCUGCGCUGCGCGAGCCCCGUCGGGUGAAAAAGGCUCCCGGCGGUGCGAAAAAGGAGGAACCCGGGGAAAGUGACCACGAAGCAAACGCGGAAAUGUCGGCCAUGCGGGAGAGGCUGAAUGUGAAAAGACGCAAGGUUCAAGAUAUCGUCAAGGCGGAGAUCGGGGCUUGAGUGCUGGGAGAUGAAUGGCCGCGAUGCAUUCAUUUUUGAAUGGCCUGGAAUGAAAUAAAGUGGACUUCUCGUUUUCCAAUCUUGAGUAUUAAGCCCGAUCGAGAUCCAAAUAAGAGCAAAUAAUUUUUGGCAAUUUCAAUUUAGAAAAUAAAGAAAACGAUAAGCGACGAAAAUCUAAGUAGCGACUUUCAAAUCUGAUUUCUGAGCCCAUGGAAAGUCAGACAGUAUAGAUGGGUGGUACAUCAUGGACGUCACCAUCAUCAUACGAAUAGAUACGAAAGUAUACACAUCCGAUAUGGAGGAGAAUACCAUCGGACGCCUAAUUUUUACCCAUGGGAAGCCAGAAUGCGCCGAUGCUGGUAGCAAAUUUCAUUUCGUCUCACGUAGCUACUUGCGGUGUUCUUGUGUUUUCCGGACGACAAACUUCUUUUAAGAUUGUG
Molecule: messenger RNA, 6764 nt
Organism: Amoebophrya sp. A120
Lineage: Eukaryota; Dinophyceae; Syndiniales; Amoebophryaceae
Source: the annotation of a GenBank genome assembly